CUUUUACUAACUUCCGCUAUAGCUUUCCAUCUCCCAUUCGUGCUUAUUGCCUUCUCUUCUUUUUUCUCUCUCUCCUCAUACUUUUUAGUCACUGUAUUUGCAGGCUUACCUGCUAUCUGUCUCCUCCUUCUAGGGUUUAAUUUUCUCUCUACAAAAGAAAAAAAUUCAAACUCUAAUAGCUGCCAUAUGCUCUUACGAGAAUCAAGGUACAUAGCUUGAAAGACUUUGCACUACCGAAAGGAAAAUUAAGGUUUUUUCAUGUUGGUUUGAUGUAAAAGACAUGUUUCCCGGAACUUUGCAGGUGGAAUGUCGGAUACCCUUUAAAAGGUAGCACACAGGAAAGUGUUCAGAAGCAACCAAUUAAAUGGCUUCUUCCAGCAGCUAUUCUAAUCCCCCAUGUGCAGCUUGCAAAUUCUUGAGAAGAAAAUGUUUGCCAGGUUGCAUUUUUGCUCCCUAUUUUCCUCCAGAAGAACCAACAAAAUUCGCCAACGUACACAAAAUAUUUGGUGCUAGCAACGUAAGUAAACUCCUCAACGAAAUUCAACCUCACCAGAGAGAAGACGCAGUUAAUUCUCUUGCUUAUGAAGCUGAAGCACGUAUGAAAGAUCCAGUUUAUGGCUGUGUUGGAGCCAUCUCAGUUCUACAAAGACAAGUUAUAGGCCUUCAGAAAGAACUCGAUGCUACGAAUGCUGAUUUAAUGCGAUAUGCCAAUCGUGAAGUUAAUAGUUCAUAUGCGUAUAAUAGUCAAAUGGUGAAUCAACAAAGGAAUUUGAAUUAUGAGAGAAGAUCAAUGGGUUCUGCUGGAGGAACUACUGGAAUUGAUCAAACUAAUUAUGGGUUUUGUAUUCCAAGUUAUACAUGGGACAAUACCAUUUCAGGUAAUCACAACCCUGAGGCAGAUGAUGAUAGUAGCAUGUGAAAUGUCCCAAUGAUAUUUACUAAUUGUUUGUGUGAUGCUAUAUAUAGCUAUUGGUAAUUAAUUACUUGGUGAUCAUUAUUAUUGCUCCGUUUUGAAUGGGCAAUUAAGUGCAUCUGUAUUGUACAAAAACUGAAUUAUAUAUAUGGUCGUGAUUUGGGUAU
Molecule: messenger RNA, 1080 nt
Organism: Lycium ferocissimum
Lineage: Eukaryota; Viridiplantae; Streptophyta; Magnoliopsida; Solanales; Solanaceae
Product: LOB domain-containing protein 25
Exons: 3
Coding region: 365-919 (184 amino acids)
Source: RefSeq, a predicted model, not a curated record